AUGGAUUGGUCGCUUGAGUGUUGCAAUGACAAGCAGUUUCUGUCUAUCUUCCUCAUCAUCUGCUACUCCAUCACUAUUUUCAAACUAUGGCGUGUACCAAUUAUCCACCCUUUCAAGACGCUAACGGUCUUUCUGCAUGAAUUGGGGCACGCAACAGCUGCGUGGCUUACUUGCGGAAGCGUGGAGGGAAUGGAAGUGCAUCCGGACGAAGGUGGCGUCACCAAGACCGUUGGCGGCCUCCAGUGGGUCAUUGUUCCAGCCGGCUACUUAGGAUCAGCGAUGUGGGGUAUGGCGCUCACAAUUGCCAGUGCUGACAAAACAGCGUCAGAAGUGGCAGCAGGAGUCCUUAUUUUCUUCCUGCUCGUCUUCAUCCUCCUCGCCCACAAUAAUUACCUUCGCAUCCUCAACUUUUGUUUUAUCGUGCUACUUGCGGGACUUAUGGCGCUCAAUAUUGGAACAACAUUUGACGCGCUGCAAUACGUGACACUAUUUCUAGGUGUCAUGAGCUGUCUUUUCUCUGUAUACGACAUCUGGGACGAUCUCAUUGCCCGCCGAUUGAACGAGAGCGAUGCGUCAGUAUUCGCCAAAAUGACGCAUACUUCCAGUCGUUGCUGGGGAGUCAUCUGGGGCCUGAUUGCAAUCGCGUCGCUCGUCGCAGGCUUGUACUUCAACUUGCUGGUGGCUGAAGACUCGGGCGAGUCACUAAGCAGCAUUUCUGACGCCUCAACUGGUACAAAAGUCGCAUUGGCGUGUGCUGUCGUCAUUGUAGCUCUCGCUGUCAUGCACACCGUACUUACUCGACGAUGUAUGCUGCGGAAACGCAAUGGGCUUGGCAGCUAUUUUGUCGCAUUAGCUUAG
This is a messenger RNA of Plasmopara halstedii, 858 nucleotides long. RefSeq lists its product as uncharacterized. The record is from RefSeq and is a predicted model, not a curated record. Bases 1 to 858 code for a protein of 285 amino acids. Lineage: Eukaryota; Oomycota; Peronosporomycetes; Peronosporales; Peronosporaceae. The transcript is spliced from 5 exons.